This is a messenger RNA of Aspergillus puulaauensis, 2562 nucleotides long. RefSeq names its product Zn(II)2Cys6 transcription factor. The transcript is spliced from 4 exons. Gene Ontology annotation, biological process: DNA-templated transcription; positive regulation of transcription by RNA polymerase II. Lineage: Eukaryota; Fungi; Ascomycota; Eurotiomycetes; Eurotiales; Aspergillaceae. Bases 1 to 2562 code for a protein of 853 amino acids. The record is from RefSeq and is a predicted model, not a curated record. Gene Ontology annotation, molecular function: sequence-specific DNA binding; DNA-binding transcription factor activity, RNA polymerase II-specific; zinc ion binding.
AUGACAGUGAAGAUGGGACGCAACUUCACUGAUCCACAGUCACUGUGCACAGGCGUCUCCUUCAAUUGCCGCGAUGGGGCAUCCGACGCCACCCACGUCCCCAGGCGGAUUCUGACCGCCAUCCAGGAGUUCAACAACGGAGAAGUCCGUGAGGCCGCAUCGGUCGCCGUUGAAACACUCCAUUGUACGAACGGCAUCAUGCCGACCCCGGCACAUACGAACACCCAUGGGAAGGGAAAACACCAGAAAAGACAAUCAGACGAUGCACCUCUCCCCGUUCAGUCCUUAUCCUUCCGCCAAUCUCUUCGCAACGUCUCAUCCUGCACGCGCUGUCGCCAGCGCAAAACGCGAUGCGACCAGCAGUUGCCGCAGUGCGGCACCUGCGAGAAGGCCGGCGCUCGAUGCGUUGGUUACGACCCUUUGAUGAAGAGAGAGGUUCCUCGUAGCUAUCUCUACUACUUAGAAGACCGCGUCGAGUACUUCCAGAAUCUCCUCGCCGAACAUGGAGUUUCGUUCGAACCGGGGUCGUCGACCAUGGAGCGAAGCCAGGACGCAGAUCCAAAGGACUCACAUAGGCGUGGAAACAGUAUCGCAUCGACGAGCGGCACUGAGGCCACUGUACGGAGUGCACCAUCUGUGAGCAGAUCACCGAGAGAUGAUCUAGCGGAUACUGGAUCGCAUUUAGAUGUCGAUAUAGUCCGCGAUAAACACGACCCCGGAUGCUGCCCUGCGCAUGAGUUGCUAUUCGCGCUCCAGCCCUCGAAGUCGUUGGCCCAGUCGUUUGUGCUACCUGACAGAGAGCUGGCAGCACAGCUGAUAACUUUCUACUUCGAGCAAGGAUACCCCCAAGUCCCGGCUUUGCAUAAGGGCGAGCUGGCACAACUGCUUAACCAGGCAUACGCUGGGGCCGAGGACAACCACCACUACAACCUUUUCCUCCUCCACAUCGUCUUCGCUAUCGGUGCGCGUAUCAUGCGCGACAGGAAUGUCAGCCUUAGUGAGAAUGAUAGACCGGCAAUCGGAAAGAGAAAGCGAGAUACAGAGACCAAGGUGCAUCUUGCGGAGGAGUAUUACUCUGCCGCUAUUGCCUAUCUGUCUCUAGCUUUUAGUGAGUGCGAUGAUGUAUCCUGUAAACUAGAAGUCAUCGAAGCUGCUGUUCUAAUUGCCCACCUGUCUCUCUUCUAUCCCACUCGGCCUGGUCCGGUUUACCUGGUGGGACUGGCGUUACGCGCUGCUGUGGAUGCCAAGCUCUACGAUGCAGCUGGGCCCAGUCUAACGAGCGCUUCUUGUGAAGGAACCGUAUCCAACCAAGACGGGAAACAGCAAGAUCAGGUCUUACAGCGAUCGCGACGUCUCUGGUGGAGCGCGUACAGUCUGGAUCGUCUUGUCUCGCCCUACACCGGACGCCCCUUCGCCAUCCCAGACCACCUUAUCACCACAGCAUUCCCGUCCAUGCCCGAGGAAAUGGGCGUAUCAUGCCAGGGCAUCUCGCCCUCUAACAAACUCAUGAACUUCCUAACCACGCAUCUUCUCCAGCUGCGACAACUGCAGUCUGAGAUCCACGAAGUCCUACAAUACCACCACGCACAAUCCGUGAGAAGUAACUCCACCGUCGUCCCUUCAACGACUUCUAUACUAUCAUCGCCACUCGACUACUUCGAGUCAUUCCCCUCCUGGAAACGAGACAUCAACCGGCGCCUGGACGAGUGGAAGAGCUGUAUCCCGUCCCGCGAAGAAACAGGAACCUGGGUCCCAAUCGUCCGCCUGGAAUUGGAUUACUGGAAGACUAUCAAUCUUCUAUAUCGACAUGAAGUUAAGGUGCCAUCCGAGCUAGGUCGCCUACUCCCACAAUCUCACCUAAACGCUACACAUCUGGCAACGGGCGAAGGUCUCACCGACGACUUCACCCAUUUCAAGAUUGUCGAGGCCAGCCGCAAGGUUCUUCAGAGUUACCGACUCGUGCACCAUCUGGAUUCAGGGAACUGUACAUUCCUCGCUACGCAUAACAUCUUUCUUGCUGGCACCUUAUUCCUCUUCGCCAUUUGGAACUCAGAAAUGAUCCGCAAUAUCCUCUCACUCGAUGAAAUCGACGGAACCAUCCUCACCGGCACAGCCGUACUGGCUAGCAUGGCCGAUAUACAUCCCCAAGCCCGCGAAUGCCAGGACUCCCUCGAGCGUAUGCGCGUAGCAACCAUGCAGAUGUGUCUAUCAUCCUCAAAGCCCGGCUCCGGAGCCAGCCCGUCCAAGGUCCCCACAGUCGAAGUACCAUCUAGUACAGAGGAUCAGGUACAACUCCAACCAGAGCAGGAUAUACUACGAGGUUUGGGAAAUGCGAAUGCCCUCACGGAGCUCUUCCCGGUUGGAGACAGUAGUGACAUCGCCAACGCCAACGACAACGUGGACAGCAUUGCACCGCUAAUAGAGAGCCAACCACGUUAUUUCAGUAAUAUGGGACUUCCGCAGACGGAUAAGGAUGAGUCUGCGUUUAGCCUUGACUUUCUCGAUAUUGAGCUAUUUCCUGGACGUCUUUCGAAUGAUCAUGGCUCCAUUUUAGGACGAUAA